Molecule: messenger RNA, 666 nt
Organism: Aspergillus luchuensis
Lineage: Eukaryota; Fungi; Ascomycota; Eurotiomycetes; Eurotiales; Aspergillaceae
Exons: 3
Coding region: 1-666 (221 amino acids)
Source: RefSeq, a predicted model, not a curated record
AUGGGCUUCGAGUACGAACGGGUAACCAACGCCCGCUCCGAUCCUGAGCUGGCAACUCCCAAGGACGCAGGCGAUGAAGAAGACGAGGCUCUCCUACAACCCAACAAAACCAACACCAACAACAACUCGUUCUGUCCUCCUCCGAAACAUCCUCAUCCUUUCCUCGCCAUCUGGGGUCUCAUCAGCCUCGCCCACACCCUCAUUCUCUCCAUCAUUCCCACAAAUACGCACCCUCCCACCCCAAACACCUGUCACUGCGGUAACUCCACCACUGAAGCCCUCACCCUAGGGUGCAAAUUUGACUCUCUAGCCGCAGCCUGGCUUCCACCACACUGCCGCGACGACGAGCUCACCGCGGAGUUUGAGCGCGCUGGGCCCAAUCCCGACGGGAGCUGGACGUACUACGCAGACGAUUACCACACCGUGCCCAUGGCUAUUGAGGAGGUUGCAGCUCUGGCGGAUAAUCAGUCUGCCAGAGUGCAAAUGACGAGGGACUGGCAUGUCGUGCAUUGUUUGUUUUACUGGAGGAAGAUGUUCCGCGUUAGGGACUUGGAAGGGGUGAUUGUGGAGCCUAGCUUUGAUCAUGAGGAGCAUAUCAAGCAUUGUAUUGGGGUUGUGUUGGAGGAUAGUUGGGGGACCGAGGCGAGGGUGGCGUUGGAUACGUAG